UGGUCUAUAAUGAAAUGCAAAUAGCACAUUUGUGUUUCAUCAUUCAACACCUCUCCCCUCCGUCAAAAUAUUGCAUUCCGAAAAACAUGGCGGUAACGCUGGUGAAAGUCGCAGGCAAGUUGACCAUCGGAGGUUUUGCGUUGUAUGGUUUAUCAGAAGUGCUAAGCUCACAAGAUAAUGCUAUCAAACACAUUUCGUUCCUGAACAGUAAAACUCGUGAGAAUAUUCCCGUUAAUCUACCAGAGAUGCCAACUCAAACAAAAAUAAGAAAUUCCUGGAACAGUGGAGUACAGAGGGUGUUCAGUGGAUUAGAACAAGCACCACAGACUGCUUGGGAACUGGGAGCAAAAGGAGCUUCUAGUGCAAAAGACUUCAUCAAAGAGCAAAUCAAAUAAAGCUCGAUUACAAUUGAUAUACAUCCGGAAAUGUUAAAACUCUUCAAAAGACACUGAAGCAGAGCGCAAAGCUGACAAAAGAUCUGAAAAAAUUAUGUACAGUUUUGGUUCAUUUGUACUUUCAUGCUGUUAAGGAAACAUACUUUGAAUGGGCUUAAUAAAAACAAAAUGUGACAGGG
Orbicella faveolata is the source of this 574-nucleotide messenger RNA. RefSeq lists its product as uncharacterized. Lineage: Eukaryota; Metazoa; Cnidaria; Anthozoa; Scleractinia; Merulinidae. The record is from RefSeq and is a predicted model, not a curated record.